Molecule: messenger RNA, 2569 nt
Organism: Seriola dumerili (greater amberjack)
Lineage: Eukaryota; Metazoa; Chordata; Actinopteri; Carangiformes; Carangidae
Gene: aldh4a1
Product: aldehyde dehydrogenase 4 family member A1
Exons: 15
Coding region: 149-1819 (556 amino acids)
Molecular function (GO): L-glutamate gamma-semialdehyde dehydrogenase (NAD+) activity
Source: RefSeq, a predicted model, not a curated record
GUUGUAGUCCUGGAUCUGGAUCCACUCCUGACUCCGUCUAUCUGAUCAGUUAUUGAUCUGUGAGUCGGGUGUGUUCCCCGCGCUGGUGUGUCUCGGUCUUUCCGCUGGUCUUCUCCGUCAGCUCGUGGUAACAUCCUGCAGUGGGAACAUGCUCCGUGUGAGGGCGGCGGUGGCUCUGUCUCGGCGGGGGUUGAAAACGUUCCCCUGUGCAGCUGUGGAGGUAAAAAAUGAGCCGAUCCUGGGCUUCAAAGAGGGGAGUGCAGAAAGAAAAGAGCUGCUGAAGGCCUUGGACGGUCUGAGGGGGAAGACGGAGGAGAUCCCAUGCGUGGUUGGAGAUGAACAUGUGUGGACCAAAGACAUCAGAUACCAGUUAUCCCCGUUCAAUCACUCGCAUAAAGUGGCGAAGUUCUGCUACGCUGACAAGGAGCUGAUAAACAAAGCCAUCCUGGCGUCUGUGGCGGCGAGGAGGGAGUGGGACCUGAAGCCCGUCCAGGACAGAGCCCAGGUCCUCUUCAAGGCAGCCGACGUCAUCAGCGGACCCAAGAGAGCAGAGAUCCUCGCCAAGACCAUGAUUGGACAGGGUAAGACGGUGGUCCAGGCGGAGAUCGACGCCGCUGCAGAGCUGAUUGACUUCUUCAGAUUUAACGCCAAACAUGCAGUCGAGCUGGAGAGACAGCAGCCGUUAGACGCAGACGGAAGCACGAACACCAUGCUGUACCGCGGGCUGGAGGGUUUUGUAGCAGCUGUGGCUCCUUUUAACUUCACUGCUAUCGGUGGAAACCUGGCAGGUACCCCAGCUCUGAUGGGUAACGUAGUUCUGUGGAAGCCCAGUGACACCGCCAUGUCUGCGAGCUACGCCGUCUACAAGGUCCUGAGGGAGUGCGGUCUGCCCCCAAACAUCGUCCAGUUCCUGCCGGCAGAUGGUCCAGUGUUCGGAGACACAGUCACUUCCUCUGAACAUCUGGCAGGCAUCAACUUCACCGGCAGCGUCCCGACGUUCAAGCGCUUGUGGAAACAGGUCGCCCAGAACCUGGACACCUACAAGACUUUCCCUCGCCUGGCAGGAGAGUGCGGCGGGAAGAAUUUCCACUUCGUCCACAGUUCUGCGGAUGUUCAGAGCGUGGUGAUGGGGACGGUUCGCUCGGCGUUUGAGUACGGAGGUCAGAAGUGUUCGGCCUGCUCCAGGAUGUACGUACCGGACAGCAAGUGGCCGCAGAUCAAACAGGGACUUCUGGACAUUCACAGAAACAUCAAAGUGGGAGACCCUGUGGAAGACUUCAGCACCUUCUUCUCAGCUGUGAUAGAUGAAAAGUCGUUUAGUCGGAUAAAGAAGUGGCUCGAUCACGCCAAGUCUUCUCCGAAUCUAAACGUCAUCGCUGGCGGAAACUGCGACGAUAAGAAGGGCUACUUUGUCGAGCCGACCAUCAUCGAGACCAAAGACCCACAGGACGCCAUCAUGAACGAGGAAAUCUUUGGGCCGGUUCUGGCAGUUUAUGUUUAUCCUGAGAAGAACUACAAAGAGGUGCUGCAGCUGAUAGACAACACGUCCCCGUACGCUCUGACUGGAGCUGUGUUCGCUCAGGACAAGACUGUGAUCGACCAGGCAGCUAAAGCCCUGAGAAACGCUGCAGGGAACUACUACGUCAACGAUAAAUCCACCGGCUCCAUUGUUGCUCAGCAGCCAUUUGGUGGCGCCAGAGCUUCAGGCACUAAUGACAAACCUGGAGGUCCACACUACGUCCUGAGAUGGACGUCUCCGCAGGUGGUGAAGGAGACCCACGUCCCCCUCAACGAGUGGAGGUACCCCUACAUGGGCUGAGAGGGAGUCCGGGACUGAAGCCUGCUGGUGCAAUCAGAGCCCUCCCUACUCCUUCUCUCCCUCCCUCCCUCCCUCCAUCAGCUCCAGGUGAUCGUCUGGUCACCUGCAGCAACAAAAACAACAACAACACACACUUAGAGACUUCUGCUGAAUGAAACGACGAGAGAUCCUCUCCUUGCCUGAUUCUUAGUCCGCCCACUGUCCCUCUGAGAAAAGCUUUGCACUGAACUUGGACGUGAAUGUAUCUGGAGCAGAAUCAGCAUCAGAACGGCGAGAACAUCUUCCAUCCACGCCUCCAUGAUCUCCCAUUUCAAACGGAGCGCUUCCUCUACAUCGUCUCAAACAGAUUUCAGCGUCUGGACAAGUUUUAGCUGCUCGUACGUUAAUCACAGAAAUGGAGAAUAAUCAGAACUGUUUCCCCCUCGUAUUUGGAGUCAAAGACAAAAUCUGUCUCUUGAUGUUCAACAGUAAAUAUAUACAUUUUUAAUCUGAGUCAAGUAAGAGCUGAAACAAUUAGUCGAUUCAUUUUUUUUUUUGGUCAUUUUUAAGCAAAGCUCCACUGGUUUCAGCCUCUUAGUUCUGAAUGUUUUCUGUUUUCUUUAGUCUCUACGAGGGUAAACUGACUCUUUGGGUUUUGAGCCGUUAGUCGACACAGUUUUUACUGUGUUUUGACGUUUUAUAGCCUGAACGAUUAAUCGAUUAAUCAAGAGAAUACCUGGUAGAUUAAUCGAUAACAGAAACAAAUUGUUA